Messenger RNA from Penicillium cinerascens, 537 nucleotides. RefSeq lists its product as uncharacterized. Bases 1 to 537 code for a protein of 178 amino acids. NCBI's taxonomy places the organism in Eukaryota, Fungi, Ascomycota, Eurotiomycetes, Eurotiales, Aspergillaceae. The record is from RefSeq and is a predicted model, not a curated record. The transcript is spliced from 4 exons.
AUGCUUUUCCUUCAACUACUUUCCGUCUCGCUUGCAACUGCCAGUCCUCCUAUGGUAAAGGCUGAGGACGGAGCCAACUUUAUCCAACACAAGUGGAAUCAAAACCUGUCGCACAUCACGACUGGUUUCAUCAAUAAUUCGCCAUCUCAGAACUUCGUUCGAGUUGAUGAAGCCUUCAACGGUAGUCUGGCCUCGUCCUUCUUCAAUUACGCCAACUCUACCAAGGAAGGGCUGGUGGACAACACUAUGACCACAUUUGGUCACAAAUCUAACGAGCCAACUAUAUGGAAGGGAUUCGUCAACUCAAACUUCCCUUUGUUUCCUGAAGACAUACUAGUCAAAAACGGUGCUGUUUUUGGCGGACUGGUUCGGCGACAGUUCAAUGAGGACCUUGUAGCAACUUGGAAUAUUAUGUACCAGGGAGUUGUUCCUGUCACAAUCUACGUGAGCAACUGCAAUAUCAUGGUUGGUUACGACUAUUUUUCUCCAGUAUUGCGUACCAGAGUUAUUACUGAAUACUUCAACAUCCAAGCCUAA